UUCAGGCGAGAGCCACGAAGACAAAAACGCUAAAACGAUACUUAAUAAGAGGUACAUAGUUUAUAUUUAGAUGUUACUUCGUUUUAAGGAUUAGCAAAAGCCAUGGCCGCGACGAGUCUAAUACUGCUGAAUUUCUUACUUUUAUUGGGCGUUUUUCAUUGUGAAGACGUCGAACUGCGAGUUUAUAAAGGUUCAUUCGGCAAUUACGUCAUCGUAACACUGGACAAGAUUUGUGAUAUUCUUCCUCAUAUUGACAAAGAGAAGACCACAGUUUUUACUACCAACGGGCUCGGCGGUUCCCCAACUGGCCCACAAGUACAAGCCUUGGCGUCAGCGCUGCUGGAUACCCAACAGUAUAACGUGAUCUUCUUGGACUGGAGCGAAGAAUCCCAAGUGGGGCCUUUAGGGGUUACUGUAACCUAUAUUAUAUCUGCUGCCCCUAAAGCGAUAAAGAUUGGCUGUGAAUUCGGUAGAAAACUGGCGGCCUUGGUGCAGUGCGGGCUGGAUUCCCAUAAGAUAUAUCUCAUAGGACAUUCCCUUGGCGCCCAUAUGAUGGGCGAAGCUGGACGCUGUGCCCUGGACAACGAUAUUUUAAUACCACGAAUUACCGGCCUGGAUCCCUCGGGGCCGUUGUUCCAAGGCCUCGUGAAGUACCCAGCGCUGGAAAAGGCAAGCGCCUACUUCGUGGACGUAAUCCACACAGACACCGGGAAGUACGGAUCCAAGACAUCCAUGGGCACUGUGGACUUUUACCCCAACUACAGAAAGACCAACGCCAAGCAACCAGGAUGCCCAGAAGGGAAUUUCAAGCAGUUGAGUCCUGAAGAUCGUUGUAGCCACGACCGUGCCGUGCUGCUGUUCUGCGAAGGAACCCGCAACCCUCACACCCUGAUGGCCGCUGGAGCCAAGAAUUUCGACGACUGGCAGAAACAGAACGGAACCACUGAUGAUAUCAACUACAUCGGGCCUUUAACCGACUUCACGGUCUCUGGAAACUACUACCUCACGACCAACUCGGAGUCGCUGUACAGCAAAGGAGAGGAAGGUCUGAAACCACCUUCACAGUAGACAGGGCAACUCCAGAAUAGAUGGCCUUAAGGGAGAGAUGGCCAAUCGAAAAAAAGAACAGAACCGUUGACCAGCAGGGCUAAAGUGCGCAACGUGAUAAAAUUAUCGAUCGAUUCAAUACAUUUUGUCUACGGCGAUUUUUUUUCCCCCUUACAUGCGCGGCAAGUAAUUUUGUUCAUAUUUUGACAGAACGACAUGACUUAUUUGGGGUCACAUAUUAGCACCAAUCUACAAAAUGACACGAUUAUAUCGUCACAAUCGAUAAAACGACCGUGACAAAAAUUUAUCACGUGGCGCAUAGGUAUUAGCCCUAGUGAUAUGACUAGAAACUGUUUAAUUCGCUUCGGUUUGUGUGAUAUGAACAAAAUUUUGGCAACAAAAUACAAAAGGCAAAUAAAAUCCUUGUUGAUUAGUAAUAGUAACAUUACGUAGUUACCACUUUUAAAAACAUCUCAAUCAUCCAUGGUAACUUUAGUCACCACUUCUAAAAACAUCUCAACAUUCCAUGGUAACUUUAGUCACCACUUCUAAAAACAUCUCAACAUUCCAUGGUAACUUUAGUUACCAGUUCUAAAAACAUCUCAACCAUCCAUGGUAACUUUAGUCACCACUUCUAAAAACAUUUCAACAUUCCAUGGUAACUUUAGUCACCACUUCUAAAAACAUCUCAACAUUCCAUGGUAACUUUAGUCACCACUUCUAAAAACAUCUCAACAUUCCAUGGUAACUUUAGUCACCACUUCUAAAAACAUCUCAACAUUCCAUGGUAACUUUAGUCACCACUUCUAAAAACAUCUCAACAUUCCAUGGUAACUUUAAUCACCACUUCCAAAAACAUCUCAACAUUCCAUGGUAAAUUUAGUUACCACUUCUAAAAACGUCUCAACAAUCCAUGGUAGCUAUAUUAGCUACCAACUUAUGGGCUUGCUACAUAGGUAUUCGUUAUACUAUAAUACUUUUUCACGGAUUGAAUUGUGUUGGCCCUAGUAUUGAUUCUGGAUUUAUUGUAGUAACAUCUCUACCCUAUAAACGUAAUCUACCAAAAACAUCGAAUUUAUUUUUAUAAUUAAGUAACUCCAUUAAAUUCACUACAUUACACUAAGGUACAUUGUGAUAAGUAGGUAAACAACAAUUUUUAUUUUUGUAUUGGUUACUUAAAUGAAUACUUAAGCAUUUAUAUAUUGUCUGUU
Pectinophora gossypiella (pink bollworm) is the source of this 2258-nucleotide messenger RNA. Its product is annotated as lipase member H-B-like. Bases 103 to 1068 code for a protein of 321 amino acids. Gene Ontology annotation, molecular function: lipase activity. The record is from RefSeq and is a predicted model, not a curated record. NCBI's taxonomy places the organism in Eukaryota, Metazoa, Arthropoda, Insecta, Lepidoptera, Gelechiidae. The transcript is spliced from 7 exons.